UUGCCAUUCAACUGUUUAUUGAUUAUGUAUAUAUUGAAUUUUCCUGUGUGUAAAUCAUUAGAUGAGAGAGGGAUCCUCUAGGAUGGAAUCGGAUUGAUCGGACAAUGCGACUUAUGCGACGCUAUAUCGAUCUAAAGCGAGAGUGACUGAAAUUAAGGUCAACUGUCAAGACUCAAAUAAACCGGUCAAAUUAGACGGAAAAAAGAAGUGAGGAAAAGUACCUUUCAUGUACCUUUCAAAGUAUCUUGUUUGUAUUUCCGAUUUAGAUCAAAAUCUUAUUUCCGAUCCCUUCCUAGAGGAUUCCCAAUUAACAGACGCGGCAUAUUUCAUACAGCGAUUUCAUAGUCUGUGGACAAAUUGAAUGAACUUCUGCCAUAGAAUCUUUUGUUUGUGACCGAUGGCUAUCAUGAGAAUGUUGAAAACAAAUUUCUGUACACGUGAAGAUGGUAUUACUGAGGCACAGCGGAUUGUUAAAGAACAAAAGUUUACUUUGUUUACGAGCGAGUACAUGUAGCAGAAAUGAAAACAUUUAUAGUAAAGUUAAGCCAUCAGAAUCCACGGAACAGAAUACGGAAAUACAAUUAUCAGAUAAAAAAACAAUCAAAUUUCUGACUGGAAAGUAUGCUCGAUUCGCGAGCGGAAACGUGAUCGCAACAUGCGAUGGUACCUCGGUUAUGACCACUGUAGUCCGAAAAGAUGAAGAAAACAAAAGUGAAAUCACUCCAUUAACAGUGGAUUAUCGGCAGAAAGCUGCUGCGAUUGGUCGUAUACCAACGAAUUAUUUUCGUAGAGAAAUAGGUACCUCAGAAAGUGAAAUUCUUGCGAGCAGAGUGAUAGAUAGAUCUAUACGUCCACUGUUCGACAAAAGAUAUUGUUAUGAAACCCAAAUAGUAUGCAAUUUAUUGGCUGCUGAUGGAAUCAAUGAUCCUGUAGUAUUGGCGAUCAAUGCCGUAUCAGCCACUUUAAGCAUCUCUGACGUCCCAUGGAACGGACCUGUAGGAGCUGUAAGAAUUGGUCUAAUUGACAAUGAGUUUGUAAUUAAUCCUACGAGGCGUAAUCUUCAAGAUAGUAUACUAAAUCUUAUUGUAACAUCCACCUCCAAAAAUUUAAUUCUCAUGAUGGAAGGUACAGCGAACGAGAUUUUAGAGCCAGAUCUCCGGAAAGCUGUACGUUUGGCAGCCAAAGAAUGUCAGCUAAUUAUACAAACUAUAUUGCGGUUGCAAAAUAAAAUAGUCAAACCUAAGGCUAAGGCUAAAAUUCCAGAGGAAGAAACUAAUGUUAUGAUGGAGCCUGUGAAAAAAUUUUCAGAAUGUGAGCUACAUGAAAUCUUUAACCACUAUACACACGACAAAAUUUCACGGGAUAAUGCUAUUCAAUGUUUAAGAACAAGAAUGUUAAAUCAGUUGGCAAAAGAUAAUUCAGAAGUUGCCGUAGCUGCUGAAACUGCGUUUAACACGCUUGUUAGAGACGUAUUUAGAUCUCUAAUGUUUGAAAAUAAUAAAAGAUGCGACGGUCGCAAAUGGAAUGAUUUGAGAGAUAUAAAGUGUGAAGUAGGUAUGUUUGAACCACUUCAUGGUUCUGCAUUCUUUCAAAGAGGACAGACUCAAGUUAUGUGUACUGUCACUCUUGACUCUGUAGAAAACGCCAUUAAGAUGGAUGCAAUUUCGUCACUGGUUAGUGGUAUCAAAGACAAGAAUUUUUUCCUACAUUAUGAGUUUCCACCAUAUGCAACUAACAAUACCGGAAGGGUUACUGGAUUUAACCGUAGAGAAAUAGGUCACGGAGCGUUAGCAGAGAAAGGUUUGAAAGCAGUCAUACCAAAAGAUUACCCUUUCGCUAUAAGGCUUACAAGCGAAGUGUUAGAGUCAAACGGUUCUUCAUCGAUGGCUUCUGUGUGUGGUGGCAGUAUGGCGUUAAUGGACGCAGGCGUGCCAAUAUCGUCUCCAGUUGCCGGCGUAGCGAUUGGAUUGAUAUCAAAGCCCCUCGACAGCGACCAGAACGAUAUAGGCGAUUAUAGGAUAUUAACGGAUAUAUUAGGUAUAGAGGACUAUUUAGGUGAUAUGGAUUUUAAGAUAGCUGGAACGAAAAAAGGAUUUACCGCGUUGCAACUCGAUGUUAAAGUACCAGGUUUGCCUUUGAAAGUGAUAAUGGAGAGUAUUCACAGUGCAAGCAUGGCAAAAAGUAAAAUAAUUCAAACCAUGAACAAAGUGAUAUCAUCUCCCCGUGAGGGUAAAACGGAAAAUAAACCGAUUUUCGAAACUUUUCAAGUGCCCAUAUUUCAGAGAGCGAAGUUCCUUGGGCCUGGAGGCUAUAAUGUGAAGAAAAUCUUAACAGAGACUGGCGUGCAAAUAAAUCCGCAAGACGAGGACACGUAUUCUCUGUUCGCGCCUAAUAAAGCCGCGAUGACCGAAGCGAAAGAAAUGAUCAACCAACUUCUUACGAACGAGGUUGAGCCGGUAUUAAUGUUUGGUGAUAUUUACACGGCUAAGAUCACCGAAAUUCGUGACACCGGGGUCAUGAUCAUAUUGUACCCUAAAAUGCAACCGACGUUGUUGCCCAAUUCGCAGCUGGACCAGCGUAGAAUUCACCAUCCUUCUGUACUAGGUCUCGAGGUCGGUCAAGAGAUACAAGUGAAAUAUUUCGGACGAGACCCGGUCAGUGGAAUGAUUAGAUUGUCGCGUAAAGUGUUGCAAACACCGCAGAUCUCGGAAAUGCGGAAUCUCGGCAUAGCCGAUGAGAACGGUAAUUAGUAUUUCUGACCGAACUAUUUUCCAUUUGUCAGAAUGGUUAAUCUGUUAUAUCCGAUAAUGUGCGAUAAUAGAAAGAAAGGCACUUUCCACCUGACACUGAGUGUGUCAGAUCUGCAGAUUACCAAAUGUUUUCGGAAUCCUUUAUUAGUGUAUAAUAUAUAUAUCAUUAUUAUUUCUAUCAGUAUGUACAUAUAAUUUUUUACGAAGUAUAUUAUUGAAAGAAUAUUACAUUGUAAAAGAACAUUUUAUUGUAUAAACCCUUUAUCGUCUCGCCAAACGCUCGAGAGUAAUAGACGUUAUAUGGACAAGUGAUGCGUGACGCUAAGGAGGAGAGUCUAUUGACAUGAACUUGAAGAGGUACGAAGUAAUUUUGUUCGGGUUAU
Megalopta genalis is the source of this 3133-nucleotide messenger RNA. Lineage: Eukaryota; Metazoa; Arthropoda; Insecta; Hymenoptera; Halictidae. The record is from RefSeq and is a predicted model, not a curated record.